GGAGUGGGAGGGGGUCGACAAGGGGACAGGGGUGUAGGGACGGGUUGGAGACGAGCGAGCGAGCGAGCCACAGCAAGCAGUUCCAAUUCCACCGGCUGGUUGGGGUUUGUUGGUAACAGCGUCGACGGCGGCAGCGGCAGCGGCAACAGCACCAGCGGCGCAAAGCAGCAGACAGAAGCAGGCGAGGGUUGCGGUGCUAUGCGGUGCGAUACGCGUACGCAGCAGUGGUUCGACCUCGAUGAAUCGUUUAGUCGCGGUUGGUUCCUUGCGCGUGGUAAGGUAGGCCCAGGUAAGGAUAUGGGGAUAUUGAGGCAAGCCGCAAUCCGCAAUGCGCAAGACGAGGGUCGGGAUAUGGCGUGGAUGAUGGAUUGGCGAUUGUCACGGUAUGCCGGUAGCGUUGUCGUCCCUCCGAGAUGCGGACAAGGGCAAGCUCUGGUCGGCUCGGUUCGUCGUGAGACGUCGGUCGGAGUUGGAGAAUGCUGA
Colletotrichum lupini is the source of this 483-nucleotide messenger RNA. RefSeq lists its product as uncharacterized. The record is from RefSeq and is a predicted model, not a curated record. The transcript is spliced from 2 exons. The annotation marks the transcript as partial. NCBI's taxonomy places the organism in Eukaryota, Fungi, Ascomycota, Sordariomycetes, Glomerellales, Glomerellaceae.